Molecule: messenger RNA, 2382 nt
Organism: Parastagonospora nodorum SN15
Lineage: Eukaryota; Fungi; Ascomycota; Dothideomycetes; Pleosporales; Phaeosphaeriaceae
Exons: 4
Coding region: 1-2382 (793 amino acids)
Source: RefSeq, a predicted model, not a curated record
AUGGCCCAAAUUGCGUCAGGAUCCAGGGAUCCCUGGGAGGUCGUAAAACCAGUCCUGGAAUCCCUGUGGCUGAAAGAGGACUGGAAGCUCGAUCGCAUCGUUCAAGAGAUGAAGGCUUCCCAUAGUUUCUAUCGAGUCCUCGGAUGUAGUGAACGCCAAUACAAGUCCCAAUUCGCGAUCUGGGGGUGGUCCAAGAACGUUCGCAAAAGUGAUAUUACCAAGGCACUAAAGCACGUUAAAGGCCGUGCUGUAGCAGGCAAAUUCUCUACCCAAGUUUCCAUCAAAGGAAAGAAGAUCGACAAUCAGAAGAUCAGAAGGGUUAUGAAGGAGCAAACACGGGAAAUUACUGGAUCAUUGGCUCUACUUCGAAGACAGAUCACGACUGUUGAUGGACAUGUUCUGCCAUUCACCAAUAAUUUUAACAUUGAAGUUACGACUCCCUCAUCGGUUGCGUCACCGAAUGAUCUACCCUCGCCGACCAAUCAGGUCAUGAAAAAGCUCAUGAUGGUCGAACGGGCCAGUAUGUUUGCACAAGGCCACCAUGAGAAGCUUCUGACACUCUUGAAUGGAGAGGAGAGAAGGACCUUGUCAGACUGGCUGCACGAGUACUGGUUCUUUUGCUUCAAAACUGCAAAACACUGGGGAAAAGGACCAAAGACAUGGACUGCAGAGCUUUUGGAAUUCGAUGGUUACCAACCAACAGCUCACCGUGGUCUUCCAGGCACACCCCAGGAUUUAAUGAGUCCAGCGACGCCAGAUGACAAUGAACCAAGGCCGUCCGAUCUUUGCCGAUGGUACAUUCAUGUUCCAAGGCAGUCAUAUGUGCCAAUACCAGAAGGUCAAGUUGCCUCUUCGGCUUUCGUUCAGGAUGGCAUUGAUGAUGACCCCAGUUGGACGCCAUGGCCUCCUGGUGAGCAACAAUCUUCAUUACAGGCACAUUUGCGAGACGCCCUCGAGCACAAUGAUUUUAGCCUUACUUCUGCCACAGAGCUCCCGGUUGAUAUCCCUCGGAUCGCACAAGCUGCGGAUGAGAGACGCUCUGACGAGCUCCUCAUCGAGUCUCUUGGUUUCAGUAUCAUGAGUCGCAAUAUCGAACAAGUCAGGAGAGUCUUAUAUGAAUUGGAGGAAAAAAAAAUCGAUACAACACCACUGCGUCCGUUUCAUCUAGCAACGAGUUACCUCGAUGGGUCUAAGUCCUGCUGCGACGUGCUAGCAACAGUCGCAAUGUUCGAUACCGGAUCUCGAGAUAACGAAAUCUAUUUCAACGAGCACGGCCAUACUGUACUGGAUAACUUAAUGAUUGCAAUCAUCAAGUCUCAUUCAAGUGCAAAGCCUGAGAUUGUGGACGAUGCUUUCAAGGGUGUUGCACGAUUCGUUGGAGAAGAAAUCGACAUUUGUGGCCGUUGGGAUGCAGAUUCCCCUUGUGUGCGCCAGAUGCAUGUCAAUGGCGGACUAUCGAUACCAUCCAGCUGGAAACACAAGUUUUGCAACACUUCAAUCCAGGCCAUAUGUCACUGCAUCGCCCGCAUGUUCGAGUUCAUACCAAGACCCUUCAUCCUCAAGACACCGAGCGGACUGUACAUCCGACGCUGCUUCGAUCCGGAGUGUGGAAAAAAGCUACAGUUAUCGCCUUUGCACAGCCUGGUGAUCACAGCAUACCAUCUUGCUUCCCAAGGACGGGACGGCGAGGACCUCUUUGGAAUUCUAGCAUGUGCCAUGUGCUUGAUAUUUGAGGGCUUCGACCCUUCCAUGAAAGCCGAUGUUUCCAUUCGGGCGUUAUUGUCCUCCUCCUCAAUUAUCGAGUGUGACCAUGAAGAGCUUACGGCUGCUGAGCUUGCGGAGAAGAUCAUGGCUGAGCCCACAAUCGGAUCUUGGAGUGCAAUGAUUAGGACAGGCUGGAUUGUAUUGGCUGGAGUAUUACGUCGCUGUGAGAUAGCAGCCGUCGAGAAGAGCGGGAAUAGAAAUGAUAAGCCUGAGUGGAGUGAUGAUGACGACGACGACGAUUUCAUGGGAUGCACUGGGCCAAAUCACGUGCUUUUAGACAUGCACAGCGAUGGUAGGGCAGACUUCUGUCUCGAGAAACAGAAGAAUCUCGGUGCAUUGUGGUCUUCAGUUCAAGCGGAACUACUGUCAUAUCGGCGACUGGACGAUCGGUCUGACUGGACUUCCCAGAACUUUUCGAUGGAGACUCUCCAAGUGCAGCUGAGUAGAGGCGAAGAUCUUAUGGUUGGCUACGCUGCGCGGAAUUUGUUGAAAGCGCAUUGUGCCUGCCAUAGCUUUGGUCGUUAUCCAUUCGCGGUGUUGGCUGAGGCACUGGACCCCGAUCUUGCGAACCUUGAUCUGUGGGGUCGAGCAACGUACGGAGAGAUGAUAUACGAAUGA